Didymodactylos carnosus is the source of this 300-nucleotide messenger RNA. The record is from the annotation of a GenBank genome assembly. NCBI's taxonomy places the organism in Eukaryota, Metazoa, Rotifera, Eurotatoria, Philodinida, Philodinidae.
AUGCGAACGUUAUUUCGGGCUGGUGAUUCGCAGUUACUGCGAAAUAUUAGUAAUUGGCUCACAGGUGUAGCUGGUGACUGGUAUUUGCAGCUUUCCCAAGGUCAUCAUUUGCCGGAUACGUGGCAUGAGUUUAAGAAGUUGUUCUUGUCUCGUUUUCGUAGUCNAAAUGAAACAGCAGCUGAUUUCUAUCAAAGAUAUUUGGGACUAAAUUUGGAAAUUAAUCCAAAAACCAAAGAAAAUUUACUAAAAAAAUACUUUCUUCGAAAAUUGAGACCAGAACUUUUUGUUUGGAUGAAUUAG